AUCCCCCUCCGAAUCUUCCCUACUUCGUGGGUCGCUCUCGGCUGCACAACCUCCCCGUGUACCUACACCUGCGCAAGGGCAACCAGCGGCUGACGAUGCUGCGCCGCGUCCAGGGGGACAUCUGGCCGCUGGUGCAGGUGAACGAGGUGACGGGGACGCUGCGCUUCAAGGGCUACUGGGGGGAAGAGCUCAGGGCUUGGCUGCUGGAAAAAGGGUUUUAG
This is a messenger RNA of Acanthisitta chloris (rifleman), 221 nucleotides long. It is a transcript of the gene MRPL49, whose product is annotated as mitochondrial ribosomal protein L49. The transcript has 2 exons. NCBI's taxonomy places the organism in Eukaryota, Metazoa, Chordata, Aves, Passeriformes, Acanthisittidae. Gene Ontology annotation, cellular component: ribosome; mitochondrial large ribosomal subunit. Gene Ontology annotation, molecular function: structural constituent of ribosome. The annotation marks the transcript as partial. The record is from RefSeq and is a predicted model, not a curated record. Gene Ontology annotation, biological process: translation.